Molecule: messenger RNA, 1509 nt
Organism: Penicillium angulare
Lineage: Eukaryota; Fungi; Ascomycota; Eurotiomycetes; Eurotiales; Aspergillaceae
Product: unc-93 family MFS transporter
Exons: 3
Coding region: 1-1509 (502 amino acids)
Biological process (GO): transmembrane transport
Molecular function (GO): transmembrane transporter activity
Source: RefSeq, a predicted model, not a curated record
AUGACAGAUCCGGAGAAUUCAAAGCCUACUGUCGAAAUGCAGACCCGUUCCGCCACUUACGCCUCUUCAGUUGAUGAAGCUCCCAGACCUGCAGGAUGGAUGUACAAGUCAAUCAAACUGGGUGGCGUGACCACCUGGUAUGCCUCACCUGGCUUUCAGUUGGGAAUGGUUGCUUUCGUCUGCUUCAUGUGCCCGGGCAUGUUCAAUGCUCUCAGUGGUCUGGGUGGUGGUGGUAAGACAGACAACACCUUAGCUGAUAACAUGAACACUGCCCUCUACAGUACCUUCGCCGUCGUCGGCUUUUUCGCUGGAACAGUCGUCAACCGUGUUGGAAUUCGGCUUUCCCUGUCUUUUGGAGGUAUCGGUUACUGUAUCUACGCGAUUAGCCUGUUGGUCUCCGAACAUGCCGAAGUGGGAGGUUUCAACAUUUUCGCCGGUGCCCUUUUGGGUGUCUGUGCUGGUAUUCUGUGGUCUGCGCAGGGUGCUAUCAUGAUGUCCUACCCUCCUGAGGAACGUAAGGGUCGCUACUUCGCUUGGUUCUGGGGUAUUUUCAACGUUGGUGCCUGUAUUGGCGCUUUGAUCCCUCUCGGCCAAAACAUUCACGUUACCACCCAGAAGAACGUCAAUGACGGUACCUACAUUGCCUUCAUCGUCCUUAUGGCCUUCGGUGCCUUUCUCGCUCUCUUCAUUUGCGACGCCGACAAGGUCGUCCGCCCAGAUGGCUCGCGUGUCAUUCUCAUGAAGAGCCCAACCUGGAAAACCGAGAUCAUAGGUCUCUGGGAAACCAUCAGUUCGCAACCCUACAUCAUCAUGCUCUUCCCCAUGUUCUGGUCCUCCAACUGGUUCUACACCUACCAGCAGAACAGCAUCAACAACGCCUACUUCAACGUCCGCACCAAGGCAUUAAACAACUUCCUCUACUGGUUUGCCCAGAUCGUGGCAGCUGUCAUUAUUGGCCCACUUCUCGACGUGAACACCAUUCGUCGCAGCAUCCGUGCCCGUUGGGCCCUCGGUAUCCUCUUCACCCUCACCAUGGCCAUCUGGGGCGGUGGUUACGCCUGGCAGAAGAAAUACACCCGUGAAACAGUGGCCGCUAAAGGCUUCGAGCCUUGGGACUGGAAGACUCCCGGCUACGUUGGCCCUAUGUUCUUGUACUUCUUCUACGGCUUCUACGACGCCGUCUGGCAAGGUACUGUCUAUUGGCUCAUGGGAGCCCUCGGCAACUCUGGUCGCAAGCUUGCCAAUUUGGCCGGUUUUUACAAGGGUAUCCAGUCUGCCGGUGCGGCUGUUAUGUGGGCUUUGGACGGAGAACACAAGCUUCCUUACAUGUCUGAGUUUGCCUCCAACUGGGCUCUUCUCUGUGGCUCGCUCGUCUGCGCUGCACCUGUUAUUCUCUUCAAGAUUAAGGACUUUGUUCCUAUUGAUGAAGAUAUCCGCGGAACAGAUGAAACACUCGAAGAUGUCCUCCCGCCCGGCGCGGUUGAUGAGAAACGCGCCAUGGAGAAUUAA